This is a messenger RNA of Trichoplax adhaerens, 465 nucleotides long. RefSeq lists its product as uncharacterized. The coding region runs from base 1 to 465 and encodes 154 amino acids. The record is from RefSeq and is a predicted model, not a curated record. The transcript is spliced from 3 exons. Gene Ontology annotation, cellular component: palmitoyltransferase complex. Gene Ontology annotation, biological process: protein targeting to membrane; peptidyl-L-cysteine S-palmitoylation. Lineage: Eukaryota; Metazoa; Placozoa; Uniplacotomia; Trichoplacea; Trichoplacidae.
AUGCUAACUAACAGAGCAGUUGUUGAGCGUGAUUAUUCGGAAGGAAUUACAUGUCGGUUCGAGAAGUCCUUUCCAGUAGCAUUACGUGGCAAGAUUGAUGAGACUACUUUUUUGGAAACUAUUAAUCAUAUUAACGCAAUAUUUGCUAAAGCCGAAGCUCUGAAUUUCCGUGCUUAUCUACUUGGAUGUUUAUCGUGUUUGACAGCGUAUUCUUCACUACUGUGCUUCCGUACCCAUUACGAAAAAUGCCUUCAAGAUGUUGCCAACUACAUUGAUGAACAAAAUUCCUCAAUCUAUGAAGCUCGAGGGUUAAAAAUCAUCAAUCCGAUGGAGAAAGGGCUUCGAGUUGUAUCCUUCUUCUUAAUGUUUACAUUUGCGAAUCAUGUUUUGUCGUCAUUUUUAAUAUUCAAAUUUACUUUUGCUCUCUAUUUAAAAGAUGUUACUUCCUUCACUCUAGCUAAUUAA